Messenger RNA from Zingiber officinale, 1872 nucleotides. RefSeq lists its product as uncharacterized. The transcript has a single exon. Lineage: Eukaryota; Viridiplantae; Streptophyta; Magnoliopsida; Zingiberales; Zingiberaceae. The coding region runs from base 1 to 1872 and encodes 623 amino acids. The record is from RefSeq and is a predicted model, not a curated record.
AUGGAUUCUCCCCGUGCCAGUCUGGAGUAUCAGGUUGGAGUUCAAAAUUUUUUACGUUAUGCAUUUCUUAACACGACUACUGAAGUCAUGAAACCGUGUCCUUGUCGUAAAUGCAUCAACUCAUUGAAUCAUGACCGUGAGACAGUAUAUGAACAUUUGAUGAUAAAUGGUAUUUUACAAGAUUAUCGCAUUUGGAAUUUCCAUGGAGAAAAGUUGAUUGUACAAUCUCAUGAUACCAUGAGAGAUGAGCUUCAUGCCUUACCAGAAGUUUAUGAGACAAUUAACCAUGAAUCAAUAGUCCAAGAAACGUUACAUGAAGUAUCUGAAGGAUCACCUAUGAGGAAUACAAAUUACGCUGGUGCAUCAACUAGUCAUACAUCGAUGGAGUCUAAUGUGGAAGAUUUCUAUAGAUUGGUAGAAGAAGGAAAACAACCAUUAUAUGUUGGAUGCACUGAGUUUUCUAAAUUGACAUUUCUUGUUGAGUUAUUUCAGUUGAAAGUGAGUGGAAAAUGGAGUGAUAAGUCCUUCACAGCAUUAUUGGAUUUUCUUCGACGAGUACUUCCACCUGAAGCACAAGUACCAAAUUCUUUUUAUGAAGCGAAGAAACUAAUUUCUAAUUUGGGACUUCACUAUGAAAAAAUACAUGCUUGUCCGAAUGAUUGUAUGAUUUAUUGGGGCGAGGAUGCGAAUGAACAAGCUUGUAGAGUAUGUAAUCUUUCAAGAUGGAAAAACAUGCAGAAACAACCAAAGAAGUCACGCAAAAGUGGAAAAAAAAUCCUUCAGAUGAAAACUCCAGCUAAGGUUUUUUGGUAUUUUCCAUUGAAAUUGAGAUUACAACGAUUAUUCAUGUCAUCUCAGACUUCUAAAAAUAUGCAAUGGCAUUCUAAGAAACGAGUUUCAGAUGGAAUUUUAAGGCAUCCGGCUGAUUCACCAACAUGGAAGGCAUUUGACGAGCGACACGCUGAAUUUGGAGUAGAUCCUAGAAAUGUACGUUUAGGACUCACCACUGAUGGUUUUAAUCCAUUUAAAAAUCAAAGUAUGUCAUACAGUACAUGGCCUGUUGUUCUAAUGCCUUACAAUUUGCCACCUUGGGAAUCUAUGAAGCCUCAUUCAAUUAUUUUAUCCACCUUAAUUCCAGGACCCAAAGCACCUGGAAACGAUAUUGAUGUAUAUUUACGUCCCUUGUUGACUGAAUUGAAGGACUUAUGGGAAAAUGGGAUUACCACUUAUGAUGCUUGCAACAAAGAAAUGUUUCAAAUGCGGGCUGUAUUGCUUUGGACAAUUACUGAUUUUCCAGGUUUGGGAUGUUUGUCUGGGUGGAACACAUAUGCCAAAAAUGCUUGUCCAACAUGUGCUGAUAAGACAGAUGCAGUGUACUUGAAUAAUGGAAGAAAAUGGUCAUUUAAAGGGCAUCGCCGCUUCUUACCAAGAGAUUCAAAAAUUCGAACUAUGACAAGUUAUGGCAAGCCAGAGAAACGUGAAUUAGAUUUGACACCAUUGUCUGGAUCUGAUGUUCUACAAAUGACCCAAAAUCGAAAUGUGGUAUUUGGUAAAAGUAACAUAUCGAAACCAUUGGUGCGAACAAAAACAGGUUCUACUGAACAAAUGUGGAGGAAACAAAGCAUUUUUUUCACUUUGCCUUAUUGGGAGUUUAAUUUGAUAAGACAUAAUUUGGAUUCUAUGCAUAUUGAGAAAAAUGUUUGUGAUAAUAUCCUUGGAACACUUUUAGAUGAUUCUAGCAAGAGCAAAGAUAACACUGCCGCACGUAGAGAUCUGAAAAAUAUUGGGAAUUAUGAAACAAUUAUGGCCACAGCCACAACCAAAUGGUACAGAAUAUUUGCCACCAGCAUGUUAUUGUUUGAACAAAGCUGA